Molecule: messenger RNA, 432 nt
Organism: Microthlaspi erraticum
Lineage: Eukaryota; Viridiplantae; Streptophyta; Magnoliopsida; Brassicales; Brassicaceae
Source: the annotation of a GenBank genome assembly
AUGCACGGUAGUAACAGUCUCUGUUAUAGUCCGGUCUUCCAUCAGCAGCUGCAGCCGCUGCCAAGUCACGCCGGGCACAACAUCUACAGGUCAUACAAAGACAGGUUUAGACCACUGAUAGAUGGUACCAUCCGUCGCUGGAAAGAAGGCAAGCGCCACAACGCACACUUAAAGGUCAACUCAACAGGCAAAGAUGCAUGGGGACCAGUUUUUAUUUCAACAUUCAACUCAACAUCUGAGAGGAGUAGUGCACGUUUAAACAAGGAAGAAGGUUAUUGUCCCUGCAGAGACUCGGAUUUGGAGCUCACUCUGAAAGGAUUAAAGGAACCUCUAUCUCCGAACUUGGGGUCCCAGCUUUUUCCGAAGAAACUCACACUACCUCCGCCAUUACAUUCAUCAAUCAUCAUCGAUUGCUUUUACGGAAAUGCUUAG